AUGGCGCCCGUCUCGACGUGGGCGAAAGAAGCUUUCGCAGCUGUCAACGGGGAGCCUGUCGAAGCAGUCCCCACCCAGGCCGAGCCUGACGAAGACCAGUCCCCAUCCGACGAUGAAUGGAACGGCCAGCCCUGGCAAUGCGAUCUGCCGGCCGAGCUCACAACCACCAUCUACUCGUCACAUCAAGCUGUCGUGUUGCAGACCAAAAAGUCGGCCAAAGGGCUCUGGAGCAUCCGCAUGUACAACAACUUACACACUGGACACGCUCCGUACCAGCAGUUCAAAGUCCGGAGGCGAGCCACCCGGUCCAGGGACUUGUUCACUACCAAAGAACAUGCUGCCGAGUUUACCCGCCUUGCUGUCAAUCCCACCGUGCCCUCCAAAACCAUCUUCGACCACAUGAACAACAAGUUCCCAGACGCUGGCUUCGAAAUCGCCGAUGUUUACAGAUACAGGGCCGAUCUUCGCCGGGCCCGCCGGCAUGGUGAUCCUACAGCCGAGGCCACCUUCCGCACCGCUGAGUCGGGCUCGCUUCCUGAUCCGGACCCAGCACAGCCUGCUACCGCCGCCGAUACCAAAACCACCAGUUCCGGCUCCGUCACGAAACCCAAGCGCAAGUCUCCGGCAGAGCGCAAACUCACAACUCCCGAGCUCCAAGCCAUGGAACGCAUGUUUUUGUCACCACAUAUCAGUGUUAUCGAUAUUGCCAAGGCUUUCAAGAUCGGCUCAAAGACGGUGAUGAAACACAAAAAACGAUUCGAGAGCGUUGGAAAGGUUACCCGGAAAACACCAGAACCCAAAUUCAAGCAGUUCCAUCUGGAAAAGCUUCUCGAACUGCUCGACAAGGACGACAGCCUGGGGCUAAGUGAUCUCCAAAAGUUUUUGGACGAUAACUACAAUGUCAAAGUCAGCAGGGCCUGGAUCAGCACAAAGCUCACGCGAGCAAAUCGAGCGCGCAGGUUCAAACAAACCCAGCCGCCGAUCGAACCACCUGCUGAAUCCGACGAGGUUCAAAUCGAAGCCGACGCUAAUGCAGACCCCAUACCAGAUCAGGGAGAGGUUGGGACAGAACUACAGCUUGAACCGAUUGUUGAGCCCGCGCCAGAGGAGAAGCAGGAUGAUGCAAGCGGAGAGCUUGAGUCUAAAAUGCUGCCGAUGGGUAUAGAUCGACACGCCGAGAUGAAUGCUAACGAUUCCAGGCUCCACCUAAGCCAGUAUCAUACCAAUCCGAGGUAUAUCUGUUUUCGCUGUAACGAAAUCUUCAUCGACAGUCCAAGUCUUGAGCAGCACCAAAGACAGGAAACAGCCUGCCCGCUACGGGAAAGACAGUACCGCGUUGGCAUGAGUUGGGAACAGGAAGAAAAAGUUCGCAGGCAACAAGCGAUACCCCGACAAGGCCAGACCCACGCAUGGCUCAAGAUUUACGACAUUUUAUUCCCAGGAUCGGGCUUGGCGGCAUCCAACCCUAUGGUAGACGUUGCUGUGACUGCACCGACAACAGGCGUCGAUCCAUUCUUGUGGGAGAGCGAACGCAGCGUUCCAGCCGAACUGCAAGGCACAUGA
Molecule: messenger RNA, 1563 nt
Organism: Pyricularia pennisetigena
Lineage: Eukaryota; Fungi; Ascomycota; Sordariomycetes; Magnaporthales; Pyriculariaceae
Exons: 4
Coding region: 1-1563 (520 amino acids)
Source: RefSeq, a predicted model, not a curated record